UUUCCAUGGAGGGAUUCGUGAGGGGCGGCGACGAAUCCACAUCCAGUGGCGCGGCAUUCCAAGAAAAGGAGCGGCGGAGCGGAAGGGACUCGCGGCAGCACGCCAGGAUCUCCGAUUCGAACAUCGGAUUCCAGCUCCUGAAGAAGGCGGGAUGGAAAGAGGGCACCGGACUCGGUGUUGCGGAGCAAGGGCAGCUAAAUCCGCUAGAAACGCAUCAGAAGCUCGAUAAGCGGGGGAUUGGGGCCGAGAGGAGGAAGAAAGAAAAGAAGAUUGAUACAGGGCAGGCAGUGGAGGAGGCGAAUUCCAAGCCAAAGCCAAAGAAGAAGAUCGUUUCCAAGGCUGCCAAGAGAGUUGCCGUGGAGGAAGCCAAGUUUCGCGAACAGGAGUUUGCCAUAGCGUUUUAUCGAGAGUGGGACUAUUGAAGCGUGACAGGAUCAGUGUCGCUGCGAGCUCUUUAGAUUUGGAUCGAUGUUCCAAGCAGAAAAGAAGAACUUGAGAUCGAUGCAGUAAAAUCGCUUGAAUCGAUUGAAACAACGUUGCCGAAGCGAAUUUCUCCAUCUCUGUAAAUUUUCCCGAAUUGCGAUCGAGCAAAGAUCGAUGCAGUUAAAUCGCUCGAUUGAAUCGAUUGGAACAUUUUUUAUCUCUGUAAAAUUUUUUGAGUUAAUUCAAGAGAAUAUUCUACGUGUAAAA
Molecule: messenger RNA, 690 nt
Organism: Selaginella moellendorffii
Lineage: Eukaryota; Viridiplantae; Streptophyta; Lycopodiopsida; Selaginellales; Selaginellaceae
Product: protein PXR1
Exons: 4
Coding region: 6-422 (138 amino acids)
Molecular function (GO): nucleic acid binding
Source: RefSeq, a predicted model, not a curated record